Molecule: messenger RNA, 6406 nt
Organism: Esox lucius (northern pike)
Lineage: Eukaryota; Metazoa; Chordata; Actinopteri; Esociformes; Esocidae
Gene: kcnh4b
Product: potassium voltage-gated channel, subfamily H (eag-related), member 4b
Exons: 16
Coding region: 145-3876 (1243 amino acids)
Biological process (GO): potassium ion transmembrane transport; regulation of membrane potential
Cellular component (GO): membrane
Molecular function (GO): voltage-gated potassium channel activity
Source: RefSeq, a predicted model, not a curated record
CCCCCUGAGAGAACCCAGAGGACACCCAGGGACCCCCCUGAGAGAACCCAGAGGACACCCUGGUACCCCCCUGAGUGACACCGUGGAUGGUGUGGUAUGGUGUGAUCGUUGCAGUGUCGUUGCUGACCUCAGAUCAGGGACAACAUGCCGGUGAUGAAGGGGCUUUUAGCCCCCCAGAACACAUUUCUGGACACCAUCGCAACCCGUUUUGAUGGAACCCACAGCAACUUCCUGCUGGGCAACGCGCAGGGCCACCGCGGCUACCCCAUCGUCUACUGCUCGGAUGGCUUCUGUGAGCUGACUGGCUUCUCUCGCACCGAGGUGAUGCAGAAGAAGUGCAGCUGCCGUUUCCUGUACGGCAACGACACCAGUGAGCACGUGGCCCAGCAAAUGGAAAAGGCCCUUGAGGGCCGAGAGGAGUACCAGGCCGAGGUCCACUUCUACAAGAAGAACGGGAUGCCAUUUUGGUGCUUACUGGAUAUUGUUCCCAUUAAGAAUGAAAAGGGCGAGAUGGUUCUAUUCCUUUUUUCAUUCAAGGACAUCACUGACACACAUGGCAAAGUGCAUCACAAGAAAGAAGUUUCAGAAGACAAGAGGCGGAGCAGAAAGAGUGGCAGCUCUCACUUCAACGAGGCAAGGAAGCGGGGGCGAAACAUGAUCUACCAUCUUACCAGCCAGUUCUCCAGAGGUGGCAAAAGAGAGGUCAACCUGGGCAGUAGCAUGUUUGAGAAGCCCUCAUCCCUCCCAGAGUACAAAGUGGCGGCGGUGCAGAAGUCACGCUUCAUCCUGCUUCACUACAGCGUUUCCAAGGCAUUGUGGGACUGGAUGAUCCUGCUGGCCACCUUCUACGUAGCGGUCACCGUGCCCUACAACGUCUGCUUCACGCCCUACGACGAGCUAGACACGGCCGCCCGCACCACCAUCGUCAGUGACAUCGCCGUGGAGAUGCUCUUCAUUCUGGACAUUAUCCUGAACUUCCGAACAUCCUUUGUGAGCACGUCGGGUCAGGUGGUUUACGAAACACGCUCCAUCUGCAUCCACUACGCCACAACCUGGUUCUUUGUCGACCUGGUGGCUGCAUUGCCCUUUGACCUGCUCUAUGCCUUCAACAUCACUGUGACCUCUCUGGUCCACCUGCUGAAGACCGUCCGCUUGCUGCGUCUGUUAAGGCUUCUCCAGAAGCUGGACCGCUACUCCCAGUACAGCGCCAUGGUGCUCACCCUGCUCAUGUCCAUGUUUGCCCUGCUGGCCCACUGGAUGGCCUGCAUCUGGUACAUCAUUGGGCGCAAGGAGAUGGAAAACAACGACCCCGACACCUGGGAUAUAGGUUGGCUCCACGAGCUGGGCAAGCGCUUGGAGACUCCAUACACCAACAGCACGGUGGGCGGGCCCACGGUACGCAGUUCCUACAUUGCUGCUCUCUACUUCACCCUCAGCAGCCUUACCAGCGUGGGCUUUGGCAACGUAUGUGCCAACACAGACGCCGAAAAAAUCUUCUCAAUCUGCACCAUGCUCAUAGGGGCCCUAAUGCAUGCGGUGGUGUUUGGUAACGUGACGGCUAUCAUCCAGCGGAUGUACUCACGGCGCUCUCUCUACCACACGCGCAUGAAGGACUUGAAAGAUUUCAUCAGGGUCCACCGAUUACCACAGCAGCUCAAACAGCGCAUGCUCGAGUACUUCCAGACCACCUGGUCUGUCAACAAUGGCAUUGACGCCAACGAGCUCUUGCACGACUUCCCAGAUGAGCUUCGGGCCGACAUCGCCAUGCACCUGAACAAGGACAUCCUGCAGCUGCCCGUGUUCGAGGGGGCUAGCCGCGGCUGCCUGCGCUCGCUAUCCCUCCACAUCAAGACCUCCUUUUGUGCCCCCGGCGAGUACCUGAUUCGACAGGGUGACGCACUCCACGCCAAUUACUUUGUCUGUUCAGGCUCACUGGAAGUGCUCAAGGACAGCAUGGUGCUGGCCAUCCUAGGGAAGGGGGAUCUGAUUGGCUCAGACCUGCCCAACACAGAUCACGUGAUCAAGACCAAUGCAGAUGUAAAGGCGCUGACCUACUGUGACCUGCAGUACAUCAGCGUGCGGGCUCUCCGGGAGGUGCUGGAACUCUACCCAGAGUACGCUAGCCUGUUCACUGCAGAUAUCCUCCACAACCUCACGUACAACUUGAGAGAAGGCAGUGAGGCUGAGGGCCUGACCAGGUUCUCAAGGUCACCAAGACUUCCACACAACCCCCAAGGAUCUGCAGAGAACAGGCUUCCCCCCAUCGUGGAGACCAAAGGAGGCGACCGAGACGACUCGGACCGGUGCUACCACCUCUCGCCGGCUUCCCGCACCCGUCGCGCCGACCUCCUCCUGCCCAGCCUGAGCAACCCGGUCCGCCGCACCUCCUUGGGCAACCUGCUGGGCGACGAGCUGAGGCAGUUCAAUGCCCUGCGCCGCUGCCGUUCGCCCAACCUGAGCCGGGGAGGCCUUCCCCGCGGUCAGGGCCCGUCCUCCGCCCAGCCCAAGAAAGAGGACGGUGUCCCGGCGCCAGCCCCCGCCAGCCCCACUGCCUCAGUAUUACUGGGGGCAGGGAGUCAGGGCCGCAAGCCGUCCAAGCUGCUGAUUCCAACUGUCAGCUGUUUUGCACCACCGGACCUGAGUCCCAGGGUUGUCGACGGUAUCGAGGACAACGGACGGACCUUCCUCUUCAACGUGGAGCACAGCGGGCCCAAGUCCAGCGCCCCCACGGGACGUCCCGGCGAAGACACGAGGAAGGUGAAUGCCGGACUGCUGCUGGAAUCAGAGGAGGUUAGACAGAGUAUCAGUCAGCUCCACCAGAAGAUGGGCAACUUGAACAAGGAAGUUUCUCAGCUGACAAAGGAUCUCCAUCACAUGAUGCACCUUCUGCAGGCCCAGGUGGCUGUGCACCACUACCCAGCCUAUACCUACCCAGUCCACAUGGUGUCCAACCCUGCCAGCACAGCCUACAACCUGGCCCCCAGCAGCCUGCACCUCCAUCAGGACCCCAGGGAAGUGGAGGGGACACGCAGGGACAUGGUCCAACCUGGUUGGGGCUACGCUGAGGCAGCAGGGGCCAGCUGUCAGACUGCGGUCACUGGGGGGGCCCAGACAGAGGGCCAAUACCAGCCCCGGUCUCAGACUUCCAGCCCAGGGCCUCUUAGCUUCUACCAAUUCCAUGUUACGGACUCGGCGGGCAUGCCAGGAACCUGCCAGGGCUCUGGGAGUGCCACAACACAUCCAUGGACUGGCGCUUCCUUGCAGACUUGUGGUGGGCCAGGCACGCCCAUCGCUGGUGAGCACGACGGGUUUGGUGGCUUCGGCACUAGCCCGGUUAGCAUUAGCCAGUCCCAACCCAGCUUGUGUCCAGAGCCGCCUAGCAGCGGUUCAGAGCGCUGCUGCCUGCCGUCCAGCGCUCCCACAUCCACCCACAGCCUCCUGGAUGCCUCCCUCGGCAUCUACCCGCACCUGUACCCCACUGGCGCCUCCCUGGGGGACCCUACGGCCCUCCUAGGACACGAGGGGGGCCCUGGCCAGGACUACACACCGCAGAACACAUCCAGCCUCCUGGACGAGGACCUCGGCAUUCUCUCUGUCCUCUCCAGGCCUGGGACUCCCUCCUCCUUCCACAGGUCGUCGUCUGUCUGCUCCCAGGACUCGGGGCCUCUUCCCAGGCUGGAUAAAUGCGCUCCACCCCACAAGCCCCUGGCAGACUCUGCGGCUGUGGGACACACCAGUCUGGAGCGCCUUCUGGGGACCGGGGGAUCCAUGGAAAGCAGGGACAGCGGGAGCCUUGGGAGUGGGUCCAGGAGAUCCAGUCUGGGAGUUCAGACUCAGAGUACCGAGCAGUCCUGGUGCCUGGACCUGACCGAGUAGUUCCCCGGUUUAUCCAGCUCAUGGAACUGUGCUGGAAUGGAGAAAAUAUCCGGGUGGGCACGAUUGCGUGAGAAGCGCGUAUCAGGUCCUACAUCGUAGCCCAACAACAUCUCAAUCUAUAUCCCCUUCAUGAGGAACUAAAACAGGACACUGAACUAUCUUUAGUAAAAUAAAAGUAGAUAUAUUACAAAGAGCAUUAUGAGCAUAGGUCAGUUCAUUAUGGACAGUUUUACAAGUCUUGCAAUCCUUGGGGCUCAAUUCAGUCAAACCUGCAUGGUCGUAUUUAUGCAGUAGCUGUUUGGCUAAUUAUUUGUCAAAUGAUCUAAUAUAUUGGUUUUGGGUUCUGUGUAAAACAUAUUGCUGCUUUCAGGGCGAAACCCUUCAUAGGUAUGUUUUUACAUCCCAUAAUGACGUGUGUGUGGGCAUGGGAUUCCAAAAUGUAGUGUGUGGGCAUGGGAUGGAUAUUGUAAUUAAUGACACUGCAUAAACAGGGCUACGGCAAGUCUGAAUGAAUGGCAGCCUUAAAGUGUAAUUUGUUUUUCCACAAUUUUGGGGGGAGCUCCCAUUCAAGCAACUUACAGCUCUACUAUGCAAAUGCAUGUCAUUUUGUGCAUUACCUUGGGAUUUGUUUGUGUAACUUAGAUUUUGCUAAUUUUGAGGGGUUUUGCUAUUUGUUUGAAAAGAUCUACUUGAAAAAUCUAAUUAUUGGCAUUGAAAUGAGUUCAAGUUUAGAAGUAAUUGUGGCAUGGUAGACAUUUUAUGGGGAAAAUACUGAAAGGUUUGUAUCCUGAAAAAAAUACAAAACCUGUAUCUAGAGUUUAAACAUAUGAUUAUAUAGUUGUAUAAUUUGAGGCCACCCAACAUUACACUUGGCUAAAAUAGCUGACUUUAAAGUCAUGAAAAAAUUUGACCAAAAAUAAUUCCAACUCUCAAGUAGGUACAGAUUAAAAAUCUAUACAACAUUUAAACCUUUCUAUUUGAUGAUCAGUCUUUUUAAUUUAACCAGGUAAGGGUGGCUUACUGUGGCCAUUCUUGAGGUGUCCACUUGUGAACUUCAUUAAUCCAGUAUGUCUGUUCUACAAUACUUAGCAGCACCUGUUUACACAGAGGUUGUCAAGCAACACGUGGUUGUGAUACAUUGUGUUCUAAAUGAACGCCCAUUCCCAGUAGUGUGCUAAUUUGACCAUAGGGAAUAGUGUUCCUGUUUAGACAGAGCCAUGAAUUUGAUAUUCCCGACGAAAGGUUCACUUCCCUUCUUUUGCUCCAGCAUAGCACAACUUUUCUAUGAAUUUCAGAAAGACAUCUUGGCUUGGGCCAUACAGUACCGGUUUUUAAUGGAAGUGCUCUAUAUAGAGAUGCCUCUCUGAACUCCAAAACAGACCAGCACUCACCUGGAAAGACAAAUCUAAAAAUAACUCACAAUAAAAUAUAGGGGCCUUGUUGAAGGCCUUUUGUGGCACCUGGUGCAUUAGCACAAAUGGAACCCUUAGUAAAUGACUUCAAGUAUAAUUUUAGGCUUCCUCACAGAGGAGUUGGCUGUUAUUAUGACCUGUUACCUCCUUGCAUGGUAAAGUUGCUUAUUCUUUUUCCUAAGGAAAAGGUAUUCUACAUUAAGUGUUAGGGCUUUAUUCAGUUUAUAUUGCUGAAGCAUUACAGAUUGCGAGAUCAAAUUGUGAAGGUCAUUUUUCUGAUGUUUACAGGUAAUGCAGUCUCCACUAGCACGGGAACAUUCCUUGAUAUUGAACUUCAGCGGUAUGGGUUGGAAAGAGCCCUUAGUGUUCUAUUUUAUAUACUGUAGAUUGUAUAGACGAAUACUAUACUUGCAUGAGAGGUCAUGGCCCACUGAUUUACAUACAAGGUUGGAUGUUUUGAUUUGCUGAAUAUUGGGCCCAUUUUCAGAAUACCUACAAACAUCUGUUAAUUCUUUGGUUGAUGUGGUGUGUGUUAUUUUCAAGUUAAGGCAUGUUUUUGUUUUAUCUUUAUAUGAAAUUACUAUUUUUGUGUGUUAUUAACUUCAAUGAAGCAACCAAAAACGAUUGAUUAAAAAGCUUUUUGUUUUUUUUAUUCUUAACACCUAAGUUAGAUUCUAUCCAUAUUGUGAUACCCCAAUAGAGUGACUUAUUUUGAAAUUAUAGUGUGAAGGAAAUGUAAAAGUAAUUUCUGAUUGAGCCUAGAUACAAUAUGCUGCAUUUACCCUCAAUCUAGUGUCUAGAAACUUUUAAAUAUUGCCUUUAAAUUUGAAUUGAGCAUGGAUCUUCCACAAUACAGAUCAAAUCAAGUUCUAGGUGUACAAAUUAACUUCUUUGAAAAAGCACCUAUUAUGGGAAAAUUUGACUAGAGCGGCAAAAACAGUGUACUGUACAUAUUCAUUGAACGUUUUGACUAUUUUUAGCUGGGUAUUUUUCUGGCAUUAUAAGAAACUAAUGAUUUCUUCCAGGAGGGAAGAAGGGUGGUUGUGGUCUUGACAACAUUCUCAGAAUACCAUGUUUGGUUGGAGACGAUUUCUUCUAGACUGACAAUAAAAUAUGCU